Molecule: messenger RNA, 5607 nt
Organism: Gymnodraco acuticeps
Lineage: Eukaryota; Metazoa; Chordata; Actinopteri; Perciformes; Bathydraconidae
Gene: slc4a11
Product: solute carrier family 4 member 11
Exons: 21
Coding region: 168-2762 (864 amino acids)
Biological process (GO): monoatomic ion homeostasis; transmembrane transport; monoatomic anion transport
Cellular component (GO): basolateral plasma membrane; plasma membrane
Molecular function (GO): solute:inorganic anion antiporter activity
Source: RefSeq, a predicted model, not a curated record
CACGUGCUGUCAGCAACACCUGAUGAGCGUCGUUCAUUACCUUUUCAGACUACCGUGACUUUUUUUUAAAUAUAACCAACGGACACAAUUUACUCCUCCGUUUUUACUAAUUUUCUAAUUAAGGAAAAGCUCGUGAGAGAAGACGUUAUCUGGAGACCGAGGACGUUAUGCAAACUGGCAAAGACGAUGGAGAGGUGACGGCUGUGUCAGUAAAUCGAUUUACUUCAGCAGAGGCACCUCCCUCUGGGAUGUCCAAGAAUGGAUACUUCUUUCAGGAAAUGGAGCAGCGGGAGGUGGAGCCGGAGGAGGGCAGCGAGGGCCAGCAGGAGGAGGGCCAGGACUCGCCAAUCACCUGCGGAGACGACAUUCACCUCUACGACAACCAGCUCAGCCCCGGGCCAGACGCUGACGACUCUGGCUGUGUGUUGCUGAACACGUCAAGAAAGUAUGUGAAGCUGAUGAACUUCGAGGAGGAGAUCCGGGCUCACAGGGACCUGGACGGCUUCCUGGCGCGGGCCACCAUCCUGCUGGACGAGACCGCCGCCUCGCUGGACGACGUCCUGAAGAGGAUGCUGCACAGCGUGGGCCAGGACAGCAACGCAUCCGAACCCACCUGCAACUUCGAGGAGGUGAUGAGCAUGCUGUUCACUGACGCCGGAGCGCAGGAGGUCAACGACAAGUCUCAAAGUUUCGUUUUCUUUGAUGAUGUGCACCUGCUGUCAGAGACGAUCCAGGGAGCUACAGCCACCGCCACCGGCAUCCAGUACCAGCAGUCCUGGCUCUGCAUCCUCUGCAACGUGAAGUAUCUCCAGAGGCGUCACGUGUGCAUCUCCCGCCUGGAGAGGCCACAAAACUGGGGGGAGAACUGCUGCGAGGUCCGCUAUGUCAUCCUGAUCCUCGCCCCGUCCAAAAUGAAAAGCACCAAGACGGCGAUGGAGCUGGGCAGGACGUUCGCCACGCUCUUCUCCGACAUCUCCUUCAGGCAGAAGCUCCUGGAGACCAAGACCCAGCAGGAGUUUAAGGAGGCGCUGGUGUUCCAGAGGCACCAGCUGACUGCAACCCUCCAGCAGCCCACCGCCCUGGGGAAGGAAGAGACGGACCCCCGCAGUCAAAAGCCCCUCGAGUAUAAAGACUUCUUAAGAGCCGGCCGGGGGAUUUACGAGGACCUGUGCCGCCGUCUACCUCACUACCCCUCCGACUUCACAGAUGGUAUAGUCGGCAGUAAUAAAACUCUGCUGAAGUACAUGACCACCGCCAUCUUCCUCUACAUCGCCAUCCUCCUCCCCGCCAUCGCCUUCGGAUCCCUCAACGACGAGAGCACACGUGGGGAGAUAGAUGUUCGGAAGACCAUCAUCGGCCAAAGCAUCGGCGGGGUCAUCUACUCAUUGUUCGCCGGCUCUCCUCUAGUCAUCCCCCUCACCACCGCGCCCCUCGCCAUCUUCAUCAGCGUGAUACGAGGAAUCUGCGACGACUACAACCUGGAUUUCCCCGCUUUCUACGCCUGCAUCGGUUUGUGGAACUGCUUCUUCCUCAUCCUGGGAGGCAUCUUCAACGUCAGUCUGCUCAUGAAGCUCUUUAAAAGGUCUACAGAGGAGGUCAUUGCGCUCUUCAUUUCCAUCGCAUUUGUGGUGGAUGCAGUGAAAGGCACAGUCAAAAUCUUUCUCAGGUACUACCACCCACCGACGCUUGGAAACACAACCGUACAGAUCCUCCAUCAGGCUGGAGAUCUGCUCGGGGGAAACAGGAGCGAGGCGGCGGGAUACGCUCUCAACGCCCUCCCCGAAACCGUCAUCCAUUGCACUCGAGAGAGGCCGCUCCUCUGCAUGCUGCUGAUGCUCGGGACGUUAUGGAUGGGCUACACCCUGUACCAGUUCAAAAGGAGCCCGUUCCUGCAUGUCAAAGUGAGGGAGGUGAUGUCGGACUGCGCUCUGCCGAUCUCAGUGCUCAUGUUCUCCUUCAUCGGCUCCUACAUUUUCAGUGACAUUGACCUUCCAGUUUUUAAAGUUUAUGACCGGCCCGUCUUCAGGGUGGCUCCAUUUGAGCGUCUGUCGGCCCUCAACGUGGUCAGCGCCAUGGGCCUGGGAUUCCUCCUGGCCGUCCUCAUCUUCAUCGACCAGAACAUCGUCGUCUCGCUAACCAAUGCGCCAGAGAACAGGUUGCUGAAGGGCACGGCGUAUCACUGGGACCUGAUGCUCUCUGGGCUCAUUAACAUCCUGAUGUCAGUGCUGGGGUUGCCCUGGAUGCACGCCGCCUUCCCCCACUCCACCCUCCAUGUGCGCCAGCUGGCGUUCGUGGAGCAGCGUGUGGAGGGAGGGCACCUCUACGAGACUAUUGUCCAGGUGAAGGAGACGCGGCUGACGUCUCUGGCUGCCAACAUCUUCAUCGGCGUGUCGGUGCUGCUGCUGCCCCUCCCGCUGCAGUGGAUUCCCAAACCCGUCCUGUACGGCCUGUUCCUCUACAUCGCCCUCACCUCCAUCGACGGAAACCAGAUGUGCGACCGCAUGGCUCUCCUCCUCAAGGAGCAGACCUCCUACCCUCCGACCCACUACAUCCGCAAAGUGCCCCAGAGGAAGAUCCACUACUUCACCUUCCUGCAGAUGAUGCAGCUGCUGGUGCUUUGCACGUUCGGCAUGUACCCCAUCCCGUACAUGAAGAUGAUCUUCCCUCUGCUCAUGAUCAUGUUGAUUCCAAUCAGGAACAACGUGCUUCCUCAUAUCAUUGAGGCCAAAUACUUGGACAUAAUGGAUGCCCAACACAUGUAGAGACAGCUGGAGACAAGUUCUGGAUCCACAAGAAAACCGUCUGGAAUUUGAAGGGAAAAAAAAUAAUACAAAUACGGAUUUAAAAAUAUUUUUCAAUGCAAAACUGUUUGGAAGCAAAAAGGAGAGAUACCAACUAUUUUGAUUUUUGUAUCUGAUAAGAACAUUCUUGCAGGUGAAGCACUUGAAAAUUGGAAGUGAUGUGAGAAAGAGAGAUGAGGAGCUGUGGGACAGCCUCUCUUUGGGAAAGUUCUGCCAAAAAAAAAGGAAAGUCCAGAACCCUGUUUCCCCUCUGUUUGACCCUGUCAGCCUGUCAGUGACAUAUACCUCCAUGUUCCUCCACAUUGUACCAAACCCUUACUGGAGUGUAGUCAUCUGUGUGUUAAGCUAUGGGUUAGUGCUUCAAGUACUCACUAAUACUGUGUAAUUAUUAAACAAUUCUGCCAUUAUAGAGAGGCGUAUUUGCACAAUGUAAGCAUGAACACUCGCAUUGUGUUUUUACACCGUCAUUCUACAUGCUUACACUGUGUUGCUAAGUACUUAAACACUUUUCCGUGGGUGAAUUAACGCUGCAUUCAAACCACUGCAAAGUAAAUGUGUACCCUUUGUAAUUCUGUCAUUGUGCAGUGUGAAAACCGUUACAUUCCUGCACCUUUUAGCUGUGAUUCCCCCUUUUUUACUAUGAAGGACACUUGUGCUUAUAGUUUCUAAGACAUUCCAAGAAAAUGCAGCAUUCAUCAAGGAGGUAAAAGGAACGUGUGUGUCUCAUAGCCACACUACUAAGCUACUUUAUCCGUCUAGCUUCUUGCCAGGUCUUUCAGAAACCUCAUUUCUAAAGCUGCAUUCACAUCAGCUCUUUGUCUUGCUGAAAACAACUAGUUGGUUUAGUUUUUAUUGUAGCGUCCCCUGCUAGCUUGCACCACCACAUACAGCUGUCAUCUGAUUGGUUUCUUGUCGAACGGUCAGCGCUAAACGAGAUAAAAAGCUCGGACACAAUUUCGAGCGAUAUCCGGCGACAAGUUAGAGCGAAGUUCAGCGACAAAUUUGAGUGAUGUCCGGCGACAAGUUAGAGCGAUGUGAAUGCGGCUUUGGGUGGAAUUACUCAGCUGAAUAAAAUAAUUCCACAGUUAUAUAUUAUAUUUUGUAAUUAUUUAGAGCAACAGCACAAACCAAACUAUAUUGUGAAAUCUUUAUCAAAUUAUGAAUAUAUUAGAAUAUAUUAUGGCAAUAUACAAAUAUAAAUAUUUAUUUAUCAUUAUGACAGUUUAUCUUUUAAGUAAAAUAAUGAAAAUUGUUUGUGUUUAAGCUGAAACGGAAAGUAGUUUGUAAUUCUCUGUUUGCUCCUUCACAUUCCUGAUCCACAGUUACUGAUUGUUGAAUUUUAGCGUCUUGUCUUACAUCAGGCUGUGCCGCUGUGUUUACACAUCAAAGUCAUUCCAGUUCAUGUCGAAGUCCAACACCGUUCUGGUGCAUCGGUAGUAAAGAUGAAAGGCAGGUAAAGGUAAAAAAAUAAAUAAAAAGAUUACAAAAAACCUUUAAAAAAACUAUUUGUGAGCUUUGGAUUAAACAAAGUGCAUCCUAUUUUUGUUUUAUUUUGUGAACAAGUGUUCAAAGAUGAGUUUUAGAAUAAUCUGGUCUUGUUUUCUAUUUAGAUGUUAUGAUUAGAUCAAUGCUUGCAAACGUUGUCAUGUAAAAAAUCCAGACGUCUGGAAAGAUUAUCUUGUUACAGUACAAAAAAUAAAACACAAAAAAAAGACAAUUUAUUUUAGCAGACACUGUUUAGCCUAAAGCAUGUCUAAUCUGGGUUUUUGAUACGAUGUAAUGCUAAUAGACAUGUAUCCAAAAGACUAACAAAUCAAACAGCUCAAUAUUCAGCAAUACUGUGUAUACAAACUGGUGAGAUUCAGGUUUCACAGCGGAAGUGGUGAAACAAAAGCCAACAGUUGCAUUUUUAAGACUUUUAGUUCAUCUAUAAUAAAACUGCUCUGUGCUGAUUCAAUUAUUUCAAACAUCAAGGAGAAAAACAAAAGUUUGCCCGUGAACAAAGCAUUCACAGCGCUGGGUUUUAUUACUGUUUACUUGCUUUCCCAAAGUCCAAAUGGCAGCUCCCUAUUGCACUGUUCAACUUUGUCUUACAGAUGUGAGAAAGAUGUCCAAUUUAAGCAGAUGUCUCAUGCCGAGAUAGCAAGGCAUGAAAGGAAAGCUCGGAAGCAUUUGCAUAAUCCUUUGGAUUAAGGUUUAAAACAGCUCUGGCGAGAGAGAUGUGAGGUAUGAAGUAAUAUGUACAGUUUGCAAUGCAAAGUUUAGUUUUUAUCAAGUAUCCAUUAUAAUCCACGGCAAGGUAUUAGUUUCUAACUUUGGACAGAGUACAGAGAUUUAACCAUUCUUCUUCUUACGUGACAGUAUUGUUGUUGUUCCUUGAUAUCUUCUCCGUGCUGAUGCUUUUGGAAUAGCAGCAAACUUCUCUCAGAGGGCCUGACUUCAGAUUCAGAGUGAUAUUCAGAUUCAGACGUUUGUGAAACCUUGACUCCCCUCCUCCUGAUUGGAUUUGUUUGAAAUUGCGUACUGUGGUGUUUUUGCUUUUCUUUUCCUGAUUUCAUAUAGCCUACUUUUUCUAAUCAUGAAUGUAAGAUGUUUGGGUUUUUAUAUAGCAUAAUCAUUUAGGUGUCGAACAGAAACUGUAAUUUUGUCAAAAAGAUCAGCUAUAUUUGUAAGCUGUAAUAUGUAAAAUGGGAAAAAAUGGUUAUAAAACAGAAUGUGUUGGUUUAUUAUAGUAUAUAUAUACAGUACACUGAAAAGAGAAACUAUCUCAAGCUGUUUGCCAAAUAAAAAGUAGUAGUGAUGUAAA